This is a messenger RNA of Umbelopsis ramanniana AG, 1041 nucleotides long. RefSeq lists its product as uncharacterized. Bases 124 to 951 code for a protein of 275 amino acids. Lineage: Eukaryota; Fungi; Mucoromycota; Umbelopsidomycetes; Umbelopsidales; Umbelopsidaceae. The transcript is spliced from 2 exons. The record is from RefSeq and is a predicted model, not a curated record.
CCUGUGCGGCCGCAUUCCAAGGAUACCAAUCAUGUGACUUGCGUAAUUUGAAAAUUUCGGUACGCUCAAUCGAUUGCCUUUCCAAAUCCGAGACAACCCAAGCGAUCCCCGUACUACCAACCCAUGCAGCAAUUAUCAUUUGCAGGAUCUAUUCAGGUGCUGAUCCUUGGCUUAGGUUGGACUGGUCAGUUUUUGCAAGACCUUCUCUUGGACCAAAAAGUCUCAUUUGCUGCCACUACGCGUGAUGGCCGUAAUGGCACUAUUCCUUGGACUUUGACAGACACUCCCGACGUCUCUAACUUACCGUGGGCGCAAACUGUUCUGGUGACCUUCCCUGUUUUGAGCGCAAAUACUAUGAGCCAAUUAAUAGAUGAGUACACAAGUAAGAAAGGGCCAUCGCAUUGGAUUCUAUUGUCUUCAACACGUGUCUUCUCCGCCGACCCCAGCGACCGUCACACACCUUUGGAUCCAUCCCUCGAUACUGGUAGACUUCCUGCAGAACACGUUGUUAUUCAAAAGAAAGGAACAGUACUGCAUUUAUGCGGACUUUGGGGUGGUCAGAGACAACCUAAGAAUUGGAUGCCACGGAUGAAUAAGCCUGAAUCUAUCAAGGGGAAGAUCCUUACUCGUCAGCUCCAUCUCAUUCAUGGAAAAGACGUCGCGCGAGCUAUUUUUGCAGUACAUGGCCAGUUUACACCAGGCGAGCGUUGGUUGAUCAGUGAUCAAACUGCCACCGACUGGAUGAAAAUGUUUCUGGUAUGGGGAUCAAAAGAACAGAUCGAUACUAUAGAAGAUCUGCGGCAUAAUGACCCUGAUUGCCGUGAAGCCAUUGGAGACAAGGGUACAUUAGAGGAAAUCGUGCACAAAGGGGGUGUUAAACCUCGGCUGAAUUCUGAUGAGUUCUGGAGCACUUUCCAUUUAAAGCCCCAGGAAUUUCUGGAGAUUGUGUAAUAGAAACCAAAAAAUCUGUAAAUACAUGCAUUCUGAUGUUUCAAUGUUUAUUAUGGUAAUAAAAGAAAUCUGAGAAAGAAAGGUCUAGAG